GUGAACAGCAAUCAUGUCCGCCGCAACAGAUAAGGCUCGAUUCUUCCUCGAGAAGUCAGUGCCUGAGCUCAAGGAAUAUGAGCGCAAGAAGAUUUUUACCAAGGAUGAAAUUUCCUCAAUUGUCAAAAAGCGGUCUGAUUUCGAGCACAAGCUCAACGCGCGUGGUGCACAGCCAGUGGAUUUUGUGCGCUAUGCUGAAUACGAAAUGAACCUCGAUGUGCUGCGAAAGAAGCGGGUGAAGCGACUUGGGAUUCGGUCAGCAGGAUUCAACGGCCAGCGACGCAUUUUCUUCGUUCUCGACCGAGCUACACGCAAGUUCCACGGCGAUAUCAACCUCUGGGUCCAGUACAUUGAAUACGCUCGCAGACAAAAGGCACACAAAAAGCUCCAGAUGAUUUUCACCGAUGCUCUGCGACUACACCCUACCAGCGCCGACUUAUGGGUUUAUGCCGCUAAGCACGUCCUCGAUGACCACGGAGAUAUGACACAGGCACGGAGUUACAUGCAGCGCGGUCUACGGUUCUGCAAGAGCGCGAGGACAAUUUGGAUUCAAUAUGCAAAGUUGGAAUUGAUUUACAUCGCAAAGCUGGUCGCUCGCCAACGGAUUCUCGGUCUUGACGAGGAGAGCCAGAAGCCCGAGCCGAUUCAAGAAGAAGUCGACGAUACCGAUGCCGACAUGAUUGCGCUCCCGUCACUCACAGCUGAGGACAUCAACCCGAGCACAGGAACGGACGGAGAAGUAGACCAGGUUGCGCUGCAAAACCUGAACUCCACACCUGCUCUGACCGGUGCUAUCCCGCUCGCCAUCUUUGAUACCGCCACAAAGCACUUCGACCAUGAUGAUCGGUUCGGUCAGGAGUUCUUUGAUAUGGUCUGGGAAUUCCAGGAUGCGCCUUGUCUUCGCAAGAUUUUGGAACAUGUGAUUGAGACGAUGCGCGCCAACAAGCCUUCCAGCCCCCGGACACAGAUCUGCUACAUCAAGUUCCCGACCGCUGGAAUCCCCCCUACUUCGGCUGAAUUCCCACGGGCGCUUGGUAGCUCGCUUGCCCGCCUCAGGGAGUAUCCUAUGGGCAAGGAUCUCGCACGCCAAGUGAUCAACUGGCUUCAGCCUGUUCAGGCAACAGAGGGCCUGGAUCCUUCGUUGGAGAAGGUUAUUGCUGCUACCAUCCGCAAUGCGGAGCGCGCAGCGAAGGAGUAG
This is a messenger RNA of Penicillium concentricum, 1198 nucleotides long. RefSeq names its product snoRNA-binding rRNA-processing protein UTP6. Gene Ontology annotation, cellular component: small-subunit processome; Pwp2p-containing subcomplex of 90S preribosome. Gene Ontology annotation, molecular function: snoRNA binding; protein binding. Gene Ontology annotation, biological process: maturation of SSU-rRNA from tricistronic rRNA transcript (SSU-rRNA, 5.8S rRNA, LSU-rRNA). The coding region runs from base 14 to 1198 and encodes 394 amino acids. NCBI's taxonomy places the organism in Eukaryota, Fungi, Ascomycota, Eurotiomycetes, Eurotiales, Aspergillaceae. The record is from RefSeq and is a predicted model, not a curated record. The transcript is spliced from 2 exons.